Messenger RNA from Vicia villosa (hairy vetch), 1868 nucleotides. RefSeq names its product tubby-like F-box protein 8. Gene Ontology annotation, molecular function: protein binding. The record is from RefSeq and is a predicted model, not a curated record. Lineage: Eukaryota; Viridiplantae; Streptophyta; Magnoliopsida; Fabales; Fabaceae. Bases 366 to 1649 code for a protein of 427 amino acids. The transcript has 6 exons.
UGAAUGAAAUUUUGGAGUCCGGAUACAAGAGUGAGAGUAAGAGAGAGAAAAGAAGAGAGAGAGAGAGAUAUCAUGGAGGUGUAAGAAACUGAGGUGUUAGCAUUUUCUGACCUAAAGCUUAUAUCUUUCUACUUUGUUGCAAGUUUGCAUCUUUCAUUUCAACUUCAUUCAAUACAACUCUUCAACUUCUGAUUCUACUUUAGAUCUAAACAUUCUGGAUAAACUUGCAAGGUGGAUUUGAUCUAGUUUGGGAGUUUUGAUGAACUGAGAUUAAUUUGCUAGUUAAGAGUUAUAUAUAUGCUUACAGUGGUUGGAUAUAAUCCAUCAGAAGUUUGCAGAAGAGAUACUUGCGAUAAUCCUGCAGAAUGUCAUUCCGUAGCAUAGUUCGUGAUGUUCGUGAUAGUUUCGGGAGCUUAUCUAGGCGUAGUUUUGAUGUCAAACUUACCGGUCAUCAUCAUAGAGGAAAAUCUCAUGGUUCGGUACAGGAUUUGCACGAUCAGCCUCUUGUAAUUCAAAAUAGUUGCUGGGCGAGCUUACCCCCAGAAUUACUUUUCGACGUCAUUCGACGGCUAGAGGAGAGUGAGAAUACGUGGCCUUCACGAAAGCAUGUAGUUGCUUGUGCUUCUGUUUGCCAGUCUUGGAGGAAUAUGUGCAAGGACAUCGUUAAGAGUCCUGAGUUCUGCGGCAAACUUACGUUCCCCGUGUCCCUGAAGCAGCCCGGGCCGCGAGAUGGAAUCAUUCAAUGCUUUAUCAAAAGAGAUAAAUCUAACUUAACAUACCACCUAUUCCUUUGUCUGAGCCCCGCUUUGUUAGUCGAAAAUGGAAAAUUCCUCCUCUCUGCUAAGAGGACAAGGAGAACAACCUACACUGAGUAUGUUAUUUCCAUGGAUGCUGACAACAUCUCCCGAUCAAGUAAUACUUACAUCGGAAAGCUUAGAUCAAACUUUCUCGGAACGAAAUUCAUUAUAUAUGACACACAGCCUCCCCACACUUCUGCCCAUAUAUGUCCACCGGGGAUUGGGAAGACGAGCCGCAGAUUUUCCAAAAAGGUAUCGCCUAAGGUCCCAUCCGGGAGUUACAACAUAGCUCAGGUAACAUAUGAACUGAACGUUCUCGGCACUCGAGGCCCAAGAAAGAUGCACUGCAUUAUGCAUUCAAUACCAAAUUCAGCACUUGAUGCCGGCGGAUCCGUUCCCGGACAGCCCGAGCUUAUUCCCCGUUCCCUGGAGGACUCAUUCCGUAGCAUCUCGUUUUCAAAGUCCCUAGAUCAUUCCAUCGAGUUCAGCAGUUCACGGUUUUCCGAGAUCGGAGGAUCAUGCAACGAGGACGACGACGGCAAGGCAAGACCCUUAGUUCUGAAAAACAAGCCUCCAAGAUGGCACGAACAACUCCAGUGCUGGUGCCUGAAUUUCCGGGGCCGAGUAACUGUCGCAUCUGUUAAAAACUUUCAGCUGAUCGCAUCCACCCAACCACCUGCUGGCGCGCCGACGCCAUCUCAACCAGCUCCAUCGGAACAUGAUAAGAUUAUUCUACAAUUCGGCAAAGUCGGGAAAGAUAUGUUCACCAUGGAUUAUCGGUAUCCGUUAUCCGCAUUCCAAGCUUUCGCGAUAUGCUUGAGCAGCUUUGACACCAAGCUGGCUUGUGAAUAAGUUAUAAUCAUGAAGUCUUUUUAAAGUGAACUAAUCAAACUUUUGUGAUGGUUAAAAUUCUCUUUAUUUUUAAAUCUCUUUGUCCUAUUCUUAUCACUAGUGUUAUGGGAUUAGGCCAUUGUUAUUGCUCAGAUUCUGCAUGACUAAAUUGUAACUGAUGAUGUAAUAGGGUUUAAACUUCAAAGCAUUUUUAACUUAAAAUGUUGUGUUUCUUUCUCA